This is a messenger RNA of Torulaspora delbrueckii, 1266 nucleotides long. RefSeq names its product alpha-1,6-mannosyltransferase (gene MNN11). NCBI's taxonomy places the organism in Eukaryota, Fungi, Ascomycota, Saccharomycetes, Saccharomycetales, Saccharomycetaceae. The record is from RefSeq and is a predicted model, not a curated record. Gene Ontology annotation, molecular function: alpha-1,6-mannosyltransferase activity. Gene Ontology annotation, biological process: protein N-linked glycosylation. The coding region runs from base 1 to 1266 and encodes 421 amino acids. Gene Ontology annotation, cellular component: mannan polymerase complex; Golgi membrane. The transcript has a single exon.
AUGACGUUCAAACCGAAAUCAAAGUUUAAGUCCGGGUCUAGGACGUCUAAAAACUGGCUUUCCAGAUUUUUAAAGAUGUGUGGCUUUCCAACGAGACUGGGUCCCUUCAGUCGUCUACAGGGUAGACUGAUUGUCAUUAUCAGUGGGAUGCUGCUGUCACUUUACCUAUUGAGCAACUUGUUCACCUUCGGGCAUGUAGCGCGGAGAACCUAUCCAGUGGAACAUGGUCACUACAUCAAUGAGAUCCCAGCGUCUAGUUCUUUGAUAUAUCCAGCUAUUGAACACGCACCUGUGUUGAAAGAGAUUGGUGUGAGAGGUCUAUUUACUUUAAGAACUGAUGUUGAGGGACGAUCGUCUUAUAUCUUGAAUCCAUCAGAUAAGCCUUUGUCCGAUGAUGAAAAGAAAAAGACAUCUGAUCAGAUCCUGCUGGUGAAGAAAUCGUUUUUGGAUCAUGGUAAGUUGGUUUACCGCAAGAGUGUUGCCACUCCUGAAAUCGUUAUAGUCACAUUGCUUGAUUUCGAGAGUUUUGACUUAGAUACUAUUGUCUCUGUCGUUCAAAACAGAGUCGAUUACGCACAAAGGCACAAGUAUGGUGUCUACAUGCGUUGGAUCCAAGAGUUCACACCACUUCUGGAAAAUCAGGAACUACAAGCCUCUCAAGAAUUCAUCAAACCACUUAUUAUGAGGGCUGCAAUUCAUGCUUUCCCACAAGCAAAGUAUGUGUUCUUUGUCGAUCAACAUUCAUUGAUUAUGAAUUUGGAUUUGACAUUGCAACAACAUUUGCUAGAUCCUUCAGUGCUCGAUAUGGCUUUGCUGAAGAACGUUCCUGUGACUCCAAACUCAAACAUCAAGACUUAUCAGCAUUUUAACGUCGAAACCACAAGAAUUAUAAUACCUCAAAGUCCAAGCGGACAAUUAGAUCUGUCGUCGAUAGUCGUCUCCACAGACCUCUACGGUAAGGCAUUCUUAGAAUACAUGAUUGAUCCUCUCUUCAGAAGUUACGACUGGGAAGGUUUUUCUUCCAGUGUGGCGCAUUUUCUACAAUGGCACCCACAAUUUCUCGGUAAAACCGCACUCGUGAUCCAGAAACUUAUUGCAGCACCAUUUGACGUAUCCAAACCACUAGAUCAAGCCACUUCCGAUGAUACUCUAGAUGCCGUACACUACAGUCCAGGCGACUUUGUCGUGUCGCUUAAGGGCUGUAAACUAAGAGGCACCUGCGCAGCAGACAUCGCAUUCUACUACAACAGCAUCCAGAAAAACUAA